Ziziphus jujuba (common jujube) is the source of this 1259-nucleotide messenger RNA. RefSeq lists its product as uncharacterized. Lineage: Eukaryota; Viridiplantae; Streptophyta; Magnoliopsida; Rosales; Rhamnaceae. The coding region runs from base 121 to 1101 and encodes 326 amino acids. The record is from RefSeq and is a predicted model, not a curated record. The transcript is spliced from 4 exons.
UUUAUAUUUAUUGCUUUUUGUUUCUUAGGAUUCUUCCUUUCCCCUCUUCCCCAUAAGCACGAUCAAGCAUUUGUUCCAUCGAUUGGGUUCUCUCUCUGUGUGUGAAUCUUUCGUCGUUCAAUGUUAACCUCUCCAUUGUAUACCAUGAAAGAUAGUGAUGAUCAGAAGAAGAAGAAGACUGAGGACAACAUCGAACACCAUGCGAAGCUUGAAGAACAAGAACAAGAACAAGUAGAAAUCCAUCAGAGCAAGAAAGAGAAGCAAAACGACGACAACGACGAUGAUGAUGAUGAUUAUGAUUCAAAAGUAGGUGAAGAUGAAGACGACUGGGAGAAAAUUGAUUAUGAGAGCCAGAAAUCCGAAGAAGACUGGGAGAGAAUCUCCCAUCAGAGCCACAAAGUCGAUGACGAUCAGAGCGAGAAGGAAAACGACGACGAUGUAAAAGUCGAUGAAGAAGAAGAGAGAGAGAAAAUUGAUGAUGAGGGCGAGAAAAUUGACGGUGAUGAUUGGAUGGAAAACGAAGAUGAUGAUGAUGAUGAUGAUUCAGAAGAAGAAGAAGCGACAAAAGGAGAGAGAAACAUGAGAAUCCAAUGUUAUGGUGGUAAAAAUCGGUAUUAUUGGGAAACGGAAUGGAAUCACUGGAUUUAUAUAAGGGAAGGGAUCCAGAGAUUGGAUUUUCCGAGCUUUUGCAGUUACGGACCCAUCUCCAUCGAUGACCCUUUCAAAUGGCAAGCUGUGAUCAUCGGCCCUACCGAUUCUCCUUACGAAGAUGGUGUCUUCUUCCUCACCAUCGAUCUGCCUCAUGAUUACCCAAACAGUCCCCCUUCCAUUGUUUUCAAUACCAAGGUAUUUCAUCCAAACAUUGAUGAAGAUGGGAAAAUAUAUGUGAGCAUUUUGGAGGAAGAAGAAUGGACACCAAUCCAUACCAUUGAGUCACUGUUGGUUUCAAUUUGGUCACUCCUUGCUGUUCCUGACCCUGUUGACCCUACAUUUGAAAGCUGUUAUCUUUUCAGAUAUGACAGGGAAAGUUACAUUCACAAAGCUAGAGAGUGGACCAGAAUCUAUGCCAUGCAAUCAACAACACCAUCAUAUAAUAUAUGAUGGAACUUGUUUGGAUGCUGAGGAAAUCAUAGAUAUAGCAGAUGAUGUUUUGAUCACGAUAGAGUGGGCUUUCCAAAAAAAUGUGAUGGUGGAAUUUAUUCACAUUUUGGGUUUUUUCUUAGAUUUGCUAAUGCAAUAAAAUGCCGUCUUGAAUUGAA